Molecule: messenger RNA, 1656 nt
Organism: Benincasa hispida (wax gourd)
Lineage: Eukaryota; Viridiplantae; Streptophyta; Magnoliopsida; Cucurbitales; Cucurbitaceae
Product: cytochrome P450 81Q32-like
Molecular function (GO): iron ion binding; monooxygenase activity; oxidoreductase activity, acting on paired donors, with incorporation or reduction of molecular oxygen
Source: RefSeq, a predicted model, not a curated record
ACGGCAAACCAUUAUGGAUAUUCUCUUCCUUUUCAUUUCCCUCUCUCUAUUCUCUCUCCUUGCCUUGAGAUUUUUUCUUCAACUUCAUCGCCAAAACCUUCCCCCAACACCACUUUUCUCUCUUCCCAUUAUUGGUCAUCUCCAUCUUGUCAAACAUCCUAUCCAUAGAAUCCUUCACAAUCUCUCCAAAAAGUAUGGAGAUGUCUUCUCUCUCCGAUUCGGUUCACGACUCGUCGUAGUUGUAUCAUCCCCUUCUGUUGUCCAAGAAUGUCUUACAAAGAACGAUAUCAUUCUCGCAAAUCGACCCUUGUUGGGCACUGGAAAGCACUUGGCAUACAACCAUACCACCAUGGUUGUUGCCCCUUAUGGUGAACACUGGCGAAACCUUCGUCGAAUUAGCGCCCUCGAGCUUUUCUCGACGAAUCGACUAAAUCUAUUCUCGGGAAUUCGAGAAGACGAAGUUAAAGGGUUGAUGGUUCGAUUACGUGGGAGUUCGUUGGAAGAAUUCGCACUAGUAGAGCCAGAAAGUAUGUUUUUAGAUCUGAUGUACAAUGCUAUUAUAAGAAUGGUGGGUGGGAAGAAGCCUUGUGAAGAGGAUAAGGGAAAUUCGAGGGAAUUUAGAGAGGUGGUGACAAAGAUUAUGGAGGUUGGUGGGGCAACAAAUCCAGGAGACUUCAUACCAAUAUGGAAUUGGAUUGAUCCGUGUGGCUUGGAGAAGAAGAUCAAAAAGCUUGGAAAGACAAUGGAUGAACUUCUCCAAGACUUAGUUGAUGGGGUAAGAAAUGAGAAAGGUGAAGGGAAUGCUAUGAUUCAUCGUUUACUUCAUUUGCAGAAAACUGAGCCUGAGAAUUAUAGUGACCAGAUUAUCAAAGGCCUAAUACAGAUCAUAUUUAUAGCUGGGAUUGACACAACAGCCGUAACCUUAGAAUGGGCACUCUCUCAUCUACUAAAUAAUCCUAAUGUAUUGGAGAAAGCAAAAGUUGAGAUAGACAGUGCCAUUGGACAAGAGCGACUAAUAACUGAAGCCGAUUUGCCAAGUUUGAACUAUAUACAAGGAAUAAUUUCCGAAACACUUCGAUUGACCCCUGCAGCUCCUUUGCUUGUUCCCCAUUGCGCUUCCGAAGAUUGUAAAAUUGGAGCCUACGAUGUACCACGUGACACAAUGGUAUUGAUUAAUGCUUGGGCUAUUCAUAGAGAUCCCAAAUUAUGGGAGAAUGCCACAAAAUUUAAGCCUGAAAGACAUACAAAUCCUAUUGGAACUGACUCAUAUAAAUUUUUACCAUUUGGAUUGGGAAGGAGAGCCUGUCCUGGAAUAGGAAUAGCCCAACGGAUGGCUACCUUGACUUUGGCGACGAUGAUUCAAUGCUUUGAGUGGGAAAGAGAGGGCUCUUCAUUGGUUGAUAUGAGUGAAGGUGAAGGGAUCACUAUGCCCAAAGCUCGACGAUUGGUAGCCAAGUGCAAACCACGUCCAAUCAUGAAAGCUAUAUUUAGCUAAGGAGUUUGAUCACAAUAUCUCAAAAUGGACUUCUAUAAGAGUAGCAAAACAAUGCAAUAUAUGUGGGAUGAUAUAAUUCAAUUUUCAAAGACUUUUACUUGAUGUUCUGUAUUCACUACAAAAUGAAUUCAUAUUCUUUAUGUCAUUGUUAUUUAUAGUUA